UGUCCACAAUAGGCUCAGAGUUUGACCUGCGGACACUCAGAGCAGUCAGAGUGCUCAGACCACUUAAACUGGUGUCUGGGAUUCCCAGUCUACAGGUGGUGCUCAAGUCUAUCAUGAAGGCCAUGAUCCCACUGCUGCAGAUUGGCCUGCUGCUCUUUGUGGCCAUCCUUAUGUUUGCCAUUAUAGGCCUGGAGUUCUACAUGGGCAAGUUCCACAAGACCUGCUUCAAUAAUGUCACGAAAGAGAUAUAUGACAAGCAGCCGUGUGGGGAGGCGUUGCCAGCGCGAUUGUGCCCCGAGGGCACCGUGUGCCAGGAGUACUGGAUCGGACCCAACUAUGGAAUCACGCAGUUCGACAACAUCCUGUUUGCCGUGCUCACUGUCUUCCAGUGCAUCACCAUGGAGGGCUGGACCGACAUGCUGUACUUUAGCAACGAUGUCUCAGGGAGUGCCUACAACUGGAUGUACUAUGUCCCCCUCAUCAUCAUCGGCUCCUUCUUCAUGCUCAACCUGGUGUUGGGUGUGCUGUCCGGGGAGUUUGCCAAAGAGAGGGAGCGUGUGGAGAAUAGGAGUGAGUUUCUCAAACUGAGGCGACAGCGGCAGAUUGAGAGGGAGCUCAACGGCUACCUGGAGUGGAUCUGCAAAGCAGAGGAGGUCCUUCUGUCUGAAGACGACAAAAACCCAGGGAACAAAUAUGAUGCCAAGCGGCGGAACACCAUCAAGAAGACUAAAACAGACCUGCUGAACCCAGAGGAAGGAGAGGACCACUUAGGAGAUGCUGUUGGCUCUCCGUUCGGCAAAGGCGACAGCACACAGUUCAACAAGCGGGAGCGGCGUCUGCGAUUUUUCAUCCGUAAAAUCGUAAAGACGCAGGCCUUCUACUGGACAGUGCUCAGUCUGGUGGGCCUCAACACGCUGUGCGUGGCCGUGGUGCACUACGACCAGCCCGACCUCCUCUCCGACUUUCUCUUUUAUGCGGAGUUUAUCUUCCUGGGCCUCUUUAUGUCGGAGAUGCUGAUAAAGAUGUACGGACUGGGGACUCGGCCUUACUUCAACUCCUCCUUCAACUGCUUCGACUGCGGCGUUAUUAUAGGCAGUAUCUUUGAGGUGAUCUGGGCAUCCAUAAAGCCAGGCACGUCUUUUGGCAUCAGUGUCUUACGAGCUCUCCGACUCCUGCGCAUCUUCAAAGUGACCAAAUACUGGGCUCCGCUGCGUAACCUGGUGGUCUCCCUGCUCAGCUCCAUGAAGUCCAUCAUCAGCUUGUUGUUCCUACUCUUCCUCUUCAUCGUGGUCUUCGCUCUACUGGGCAUGCAACUUUUUGGAGGACAGUUCAACUUUGAAGACGGCACUCCCCCAACCAACUUUGACACGUUUCCAGCAGCCAUCAUGACUGUCUUUCAGAUCCUGACCGGAGAGGACUGGAACAUGGUGAUGUAUGAUGGUAUCGAGUCCCAAGGGGGUGUGAACUCAGGCAUGGUCUUCUCCAUCUUCUUCAUAGUGCUCACACUCUUUGGCAACUACACACUGCUUAAUGUAUUCUUGGCCAUCGCCGUGGACAACCUGGCCAAUGCUCAGGAGCUAACCAAGGACGAGCAAGAGGAGGAGGUGGCCACCACUCAGAAGAUCGCCCUUCAGAAGGCCAAGGAGGUGGCUGAAGUGAGCCCCCUCUCUGCUGCCAACCUCUCCAUAGCUGCAGUUUCAGUAAAAACUGAGCGUAUCGAUGCCACAGAGAGUGUACUGGACUGCAAGGAAAAGCAGAAGAACUCGAACCAGCCCAAGUCGGUGUGGGAGCAGCGCACAGCUGAGAUCCGCCGUCAGAACCUGAUGACCAGCAAAGAGGCGCUCUAUAAUGAGCUGGACGCUGACGACAGCUGGAAGGUGAACUACCGCCAGAACCGAACCGACGUGAAGACCCACCUGGACCGCCCGCUGGUGGUGAACCCGCAGGAGAACCGCAACAACAACACCAACAAACCUCGGCCUGGCGAGCCACCCGAGCAGGCGCCCGACUACAGCCAGCCCUGCCUGCGCCAGCCAGCCCGCUACGCGCCCGCCGGCGGGAGAACCGGAGGAGCCGGACCUGCCGUGGGCGGGCCGCACCUGGCCCGCAGCCUGCAGUCCCUCCAGGAGGAGGCCGAGGAGGAGGAUGGCGGGGAGGAGGGGGGCGGCGGUGGAGGCGGACGACGUCACCACCACCACCACCACCACCACCCCCAUCACCACCGGCACCAGCACCGCGGCGACGGCGGCGAGGGAGAGCAGCCGCGGCGGACCCGCCAGCACCGGAGGCGGACAGAGGCCGGCGAGGGCGAGGACAACGGCGGCCAGGAGAGGAGACACAGGAGGCAUCGCCACGACAACAGCGACGGGCGCAAGGAGAGGUGCCGGCAGCACCGCAAGAAGGAGUGCAGUCUGUCCACCUCCCGCCCCAUCCAGCAGACUCUGUUCCGCCAGGACAGCCAGUACAGCGAGGACCUGGACAACCUGCGCAACAGCAGCCGGCUCUUCCUGGACCAGGAGCCCGAGGACGACAGGGGUGACCUUGACCUUGACCUCCGCGACCCCUUCUACAGCCACCCCGAGCAGGCCAACAACCUGCUCAACAUGCGCGGCCCCAGCGGCACCGAGCUCCAGCUGCUGGACGGCAGCGGCGGCAGCCUCAUCUUGACCGACCCCAGCAAGACGCCGGCGCAACUAGACCAUACGACCAUCCACAUGCCCGCACUUUACCCCAGCACCAUCCUGCAGGUGAACCAGAACGCCAAUACCGAGGGCAACAAGAAAGACGAGGAGAAGAAGGAGGAGGAGGGUGAUGAUGAAGGGGAUGGGGAUGGGCCCAAACCCAUGCCACCCUUCAGCUCCUGUUUCAUCCUUUCCACAACCAACCCGUUCCGUAAGUGCUGCCACUACAUCCUGACCCUGCGCUACUUUGAGAUGUGCAUCCUGUCCGUCAUCGCCAUGAGCAGCAUCGCCCUGGCAGCCGAGGACCCCGUGUGGCCCGAGUCGCCGCGCAACAACGUGCUGCGCUACUUUGACUACGUCUUCACUGGUGUGUUCACAUUUGAGAUGCUGAUAAAGAUGGUGGUGCUGGGGCUGUUCCUGCACCAGGGCUCCUACUUCCGCGACCUCUGGAACAUCCUGGACUUUGUAGUGGUUAGUGGUGCUCUGGUGGCCUUUGCCUUCACGAGCCUAACCCGAGGGAGCAGCAAAGGAAAAGACAUCAGCACCAUCAAGUCUCUGAGAGUACUGAGGGUACUGCGGCCUCUCAAGACCAUCAAACGGCUACCCAAACUGAAGGCUGUGUUUGACUGCGUGGUGAACUCGCUGAAGAAUGUGCUCAACAUCCUGAUCGUCUACAUGCUCUUCAUGUUCAUCUUCGCUGUGGUCGCCGUGCAGCUCUUCAAAGGCCGCUUCUUCUUCUGCACCGAUGAAUCGAAAGAGUUUGAGCGCGACUGCAGGGGAGAGUACCUGGUGUACAAUGGCAAUGAUGAGGUAAAGGCUCAGAAGCGGGAAUGGAAGAAGUACGAUUUCCACUACGACAACGUGCUUUGGGCCCUGUUAACUCUCUUCACUGUGUCCACUGGAGAGGGGUGGCCGACUGUUCUGAAACACUCGGUGGACUCCACUUUUGAGAACCAGGGCCCGAGCCCGGGGUACCGGAUGGAGAUGUCCAUCUUUUACGUGGUGUACUUCGUUGUCUUCCCUUUCUUCUUCGUCAACAUCUUCGUGGCUCUCAUCAUCAUCACCUUCCAAGAGCAAGGAGACAAGAUGAUGGAGGAAUACAGUUUGGAGAAGAACGAGAGAGCCUGUAUCGACUUUGCGAUCAACGCCAAGCCCUUGACGCGCCAUAUGCCGCAGAACAAGCAGAGCUUCCAGUACCGCAUGUGGCAGUUCGUGGUGUCACCGCCGUUCGAGUACAGCAUCAUGUCUCUGAUCGCGCUCAACACGGUCGUCCUCAUGAUGAAGUAUGAUGGCGCUCCUGAUGCCUAUGAAAAAACCCUGAAGAACCUGAACAUAGUGUUUACCACACUCUUCUUCAUGGAGUGUGUGCUCAAGAUCAUCGCCUUUGGUGUCCUGAAUUAUUUCAUGGAUGCCUGGAACAUUUUUGAUUUUGUUUCUGUGCUCGGGAGCAUCACAGACAUUAUAGUGACGGAAUUUGUGAAUAACUUCAUAAACCUGAGUUUCCUGCGGCUCUUCCGAGCUGCUCGACUCAUCAAGCUCCUCAGGCAGCAGGAGACCAUUCGCAUCCUGCUCUGGACCUUUGUGCAGUCCUUUAAGGCUCUUCCAUAUGUGUGUCUGCUUAUUGCCAUGCUGUUCUUCAUUUAUGCCAUCAUCGGGAUGCAGUUGUUUGGUAACCUGGCUCUGGAGGAGGAGAAUGCCAUCAACGAACACAACAACUUCAGAACCUUCAUCAUGGCCCUCAUGCUGCUCUUCAGGAGUGCCACGGGUGAGGCGUGGCAUGAUAUCAUGCUGGCAUGUCUGGGCGGCAAUCCUUGUGACCCCGACUCGGGCAACACCAAGCCUGAGUGCGGCAGCAACAUGGCCUACGCCUACUUCGUCUCGUUCAUCUUCUUCUGCUCCUUCCUGAUGUUGAACCUGUUUGUGGCCGUCAUCAUGGACAACUUUGAGUACCUGACCCGGGACUCAUCCAUCCUUGGCCCACACCACCUGGAUGAGUAUGUGAGGAUAUGGGCCGAGUAUGAUCCUGCAGCCUGCGGGCGCAUUCAUUACAAGGAUAUGUACAGUUUAUUACGAGUAAUCGACCCCCCUCUUGGUCUGGGCAAGAAAUGUCCACAUAGAGUGGCCUGCAAGAGGCUGCUGCGCAUGGACUUGCCGGUCGCCGACGACAACUCGGUGCAUUUCAACUCCACUCUCAUGGCCUUGAUCCGUACUGCCCUGGACAUCAAGAUUGCAAAGGGGGGCGCAGACAAACAUCAGAUGGAUGCAGAGCUGCGCAAGGAGAUGAUGGCCAUCUGGCCCAACCUGUCCCAGAAGCACCUGGACCUCUUGGUCACUCCGCACAAGUCAGCGACAGACCUGACGGUGGGGAAGAUCUACGCGGCCAUGAUGAUCAUGGAGUACUACCGCCAGAGCAAGGCCAAAAGGCUCCAGGCUCUCCGUGAGGAGCAGAACCGAACGCCGUUAAUGUUUCAGCUCAUGGAGCCAUCCCCAACCCAGGAAGGGGGACAACCGGGGGUCAACGGGGUCCCCCAGAUUCAGCAGGAGCCAAUCAACAGUCUACCUCCUGUGGGUGACAUGACAGAGAGCCAGUCCUGGGUGACGGCUAAAGACCAGGAAAUGUUCCAGAAAACGGGCAACUGGAGCCCCGACCAGCCCUACCCUGAUGACACCCGCGACAACCGUCACAAUCCACAGACGGUAGAGAUGAGUGAGAUGGGGCGGGACGGUUACUCGGACACUGAGUCCUAUCACCCAAUGGAAGGGCAUGGGCGGACCAUCUCCAUGCCCCGCCUCUCAGCAGACAACCAACGACGGAGAACCAGGCCGCACGGAAAUAACCUCAGUACCAUCACAGACAACAGUCCGCUGCGGCGCUCCACCUCGUCUCUGGUGCACGGGCGCUCAGGCCGAGGUGUGCGUCUAGACGACUACUCGCUGGAGCGCGUGGUGUCCGAGGAGGGCAGCCAGCGACACGGGCACCGCCGCCGCGACCGGGGACCGCAACCAAGCCACCGCGCCUCCGAGAGGUCGCUGACACGCUACACCGACGCCGACACGGGCCUGGGCACAGACCUGAGCACCACCACCCAGUCGGGUGACCUGCCGCCCAAGGAGCGGGAGCGAGAGCGUGGGCGUGCCAAGGACCGGCGGCACCCCCAACCCCACCACCACCACCACCACCACCACCACUCGUCCUCUAUGGACAAGGAGCACUACGCGCCCGAGCGCGGCGACUACCCGCACCACCACGGCCACGACCGCCGCGAGCGACACUGGUCUCGCUCGCCCAGCGAGGGCCGCGACGGCCGCGCGCACCGACAGGGCAGUAGUUCGGUGAGCGGGAGCCCCGUGCCGUCGACGUCGGGGACCAGCACGCCCCGCCGCGGCCGCCGGCAGCUGCCCCAGACCCCGUCCACGCCGCGGCCGCACGUGGCCUUCACGCCGGUGGUGCGCAAGCCGGCGUACGGCUCGCCGGGCCACCAGCCGCCGGGGUCGCAACCGCGGCUCCGAUCGCCCUCGCCGCGCCACUACUCCCCGCCGCCGGGCCACCCGGACGCCCCCUACCGCGGCCCGCCGUCGCGCCACGCCUCUCCCCACCACCACCACCACGGCUCGCCGCGCUCGCCCCGACACCAACACCACCACCACCACCACCACCAGGGCGGCGGCCGCUGGGCCGGACCUCCCCCGCACCCCCCGUCGCUGUCCCACGAGGGCAGCCUGGAGGGCGACGGGCCUUUCUAUGAGCCCGACUACGAGUACGAGCGCCACCACGAGCCGCCGGCCUACGAGCAGAGCCUGCAUGAGGGGGGCAACCCGCACCACCACCACCUGCCGCCAGGCCCGCCGCUGCAGCCGCCGCAACAGCCGCGCUCGCCCAGGACAGCCCGCCAUCACGGAGGAGGAGGAGGAGGUCCCCCGCCAGGGCCCCCGGGGCCACACCCACCGCGGCGCGUGCCCAACGGCUACCGCUCGUCCUCGCCCUCUCCGCACAGGCGCGGCCCCCCACCCGCCACCCCCCACCCGGGGGCCCCAACCGGCCACACCCCCCACAGCCGCGGGCCCCGCAAGGGCCUCCACGAACCCUACAGUGAGACAGACGAGGAUGACUGGUGCUAGUGUUCCCCGCCUGAAGCCCGAGGAGGAGGAGGAGGAGGAGGAGAGAGAGAGAGAGAGAGAGAGAGAGGGGGUUUGGUUGUAAAAGAGGG
Alosa sapidissima (American shad) is the source of this 6889-nucleotide messenger RNA. It is a transcript of the gene cacna1ab, whose product is annotated as calcium channel, voltage-dependent, P/Q type, alpha 1A subunit, b. The record is from RefSeq and is a predicted model, not a curated record. Gene Ontology annotation, biological process: chemical synaptic transmission; calcium ion import across plasma membrane. Gene Ontology annotation, molecular function: high voltage-gated calcium channel activity. Gene Ontology annotation, cellular component: membrane; neuronal cell body; voltage-gated calcium channel complex. NCBI's taxonomy places the organism in Eukaryota, Metazoa, Chordata, Actinopteri, Clupeiformes, Clupeidae.